Molecule: messenger RNA, 1990 nt
Organism: Oryzias melastigma (Indian medaka)
Lineage: Eukaryota; Metazoa; Chordata; Actinopteri; Beloniformes; Adrianichthyidae
Gene: lztfl1
Product: leucine zipper transcription factor-like 1
Exons: 10
Coding region: 273-1151 (292 amino acids)
Biological process (GO): negative regulation of protein localization to cilium
Cellular component (GO): cytoplasm
Source: RefSeq, a predicted model, not a curated record
UCGUAACCAAGGUGAUGACGCUAUAUUCCGUUACCAAGGCACUCUUAAGGCAAACACUAGCUAGAAAGCUAAGCUAGCAGGUUUAAAAGAUAAUCUUUGCUUUUGUUAUAACUUUAGUUCGUCCUGAUUUCCAAAAUAAAUACUCAGAAAAACAAGUUUCUACAUUCGACAUCCUGUUCGGAUCGACUUUGUUUUCAUCGUAGCUUAAAAUAGGAUCAAAUCAUUUCCCAUCGUUUAGAUUGUUAUUUGCGUUAGCAGGAGCUGCAGCCACCAUGGCUGACUUUGGAUUUAAUGAGCACCAUCAGAAUGAAGUGAUCAAUUACAUGAGGUUUGCUCGUUCUAAGAGGGUCCUGAGGCUGAAGACUAUUGACUCCUGUUUUGAGGAACUCAAAGACAGCAGGCUGGUGGAGGAAACCUUCACGGUGGACGAGGUGAAGGAGAUGCUGGACGGGCUGCAGGUGGUGGUGCGCGGCGAGGUGGAGGUGGAGCUCAUCAACACGGCGCACACCAACGUGCUGCUGCUGAGGCAGCUCUUCUCACAGGCCGAGAAGUUCUACCUCCGACUGCAGACCGACAUCUCUGAGCUGGAGAACAGGGAGCUGUUAGAACAAGUGGCUGAAUUUGAGAAGACCGACUUUAAAACUGCUAGUAAGUUAAACCAGGAACUCAGCAAACCAAAGUUGGCUCCACUGAAUGAAGCCGGUGUGUCUGAACUACUAAACAAGGAGAUAGCGAGACUGCAGGAGGAAAACGACAAACUGAAGAGCAGACUGCGGGUUUUAGAAUCUCAGGCCAUGAGUGCGCUAGAUGAGAAAACCAAGGCUGAAAGAGCUCUGAAAGACCUGCAACAGAUCCAAGGAGAACAGCAGGAGAUCAGCAGUCUUGAAGACACGGUGGCCGCUCUGAAAGAGGACUACGAGAGGUCCCUUAGUGCCAACGCCGCUUCCCAGAAGGACUUGAAGGAGAACCUGAUCUCUUCCAAGCAUGAGCUCCUGCGAGUCCAGGAGCAGCUGGCUUUAGCAGAGAAGGAACUGGACAAGAAGUUCCAGCAAACCGCGGCCUACCGCAACAUGAAAGAGAUCCUCACCAAGAAGAACGAACAAAUCAAGGAGAUUAGAAAACGAUUGCAAAGAUACGAGCCAAAUGAAUGAAAUGAGCAGUAAUGACAAGAAACCAUCAGUUCCUGUGCAACACAAUGAGACAGAAAAAAACAGUUUGUCGAAAUCUUCAUGUUAGCUUUAGCUAAAAGCUGCGAGGCUAACACUAAAAAGAAUUGUCAACAGCUGUUUUUUUUUUCUUUGUUCCUCUCUGUCUUAUGUCGGAGCUUGUAGCUAGCAGACCUUGAAGAGGCCUUGUCCGCUUGCUGAUCCGGUCAGAUGGUUACCGUCUGCCGUCUUACUUAGCUCAUUUAAAACAAUCUAGCCGUAGGAAAAACCAGUGUUUUGCUAAUCGGUUUUAAUUUAGCAGCUUCCCUUGUAAAUCUGAUUAAAUAAAUUCCAAAUGCUUCUACAAAAGCUUCUUAACCCUUUAAUACCGUCAGUGGCGACUCCAAAAUAACAAAUAUUUGCUAGCGUAACGUACAUUUUUAAGCGUAAAUCCAGCAGAUUCUAAAAAAAGCGCUAGCCGCUUUUCUCUGAUUCAGAAUUGAUCGUUUGAUCAUGUUAUCGGUUGAAAACUUAUGCUAAAGUGAACCAAAACAAACGCUAACUAGCUUAUUUUCUUACAUUAUCGUUACAAACGUUCAACGUUUUCGUUCCACUUGAGCUUCUAUCCGUGUUUCCCUCUUAAAAUUCCAGACGGAACAGAAUAUUUUUGAGUGGAGUUUAUUUUUCUUACCUCUGUGGGAGUGUCAGAAGAAUAACACGUGUGCACAAAAUGUUCAUGGAGAAAUGCUCUUGUAGAGUGAGAAACACAUCCGCCCGGAAUCACACUUGAUGUGAAGUUGUCUGAACUGUGCAGCACAUGAGGUAAUAAAAUACCUUAAAAAAUA